GUGGGUGAAAGUGCGUGACGUAAAACGGCGUCGUAGCGACGUCGCUGAUGUAUGUAUAUAUAAUCACGACUGUUAGGUGGCAGUUUGUUAGUCUAUUGCGAAUCAACAAAUCCUGAUUUUCUCUGCGUGCGACGAUUUCUGAAGUGAUCACAUUUAUAGUUAGCGUUUCUUUCUCUCACUUUCUCUUCCUGCUACGAUUUCAUAAAUGAUCGCGCUUCUAGUGACAGGAAUAUGAAAGAAAAGAACACUACUUCCACACUCAAGCGCAUUUUAGUCAAUUGUGCAUCUCAGUUGGAAAAAGGCCCCAAUCAACAUAGCCUCAGUAUUCCCAAGGACUGAAAUCAACAAUUAGCAUUUGCAUAUCAGCUGUAAUGGCAGUAUAUGCUAGUAGUAAUUAUCUGACGGUUGUCCUAAGGGCAAAAGACUAUGGUAGUUGUGUUGCAGCUAAGGUUCCAGAAGUUGAACGUGAUAUGUGUUUGAAAGAAUUUCUUGCAUUGAAGAAUUGCAUGCAGAAUGUGCUCAGAGCAAAGGUUUAAGCUUGUAAUCAUCCUUCAUCAAGUUAUAGCUGGUGUGUACUGAAGCAGCAAAUGCUUUAUGGCUCGGAGAGAAUAGUUUGUUUUCUAAGACUAUGAACUUAGUUCAGGAUCACCUGCCAUAGGAUUUCUUUAUACAUUCUGCUAAAUUAUAGUCUUAAGGUGGAAGAACGGGGAACUUCGAAGCAUGUUUGGGAAAGCAUCAAGUUCACAGCUUAGUGUUACUUUGGGUGGAUCUGGUGCCCUAUCUCAUGUUUAUAUUCAACAUCCACCUCUAAGAUGCAGCAUUCCUGGAUCAAAAGGUUUAUUUUAUGAUGAUGGAAAUAAGCUAAUUCUUUCCCCAACUUCUGAUCAGGUUUUUUCAUGGAAAACUGUUCCCUUUGCUUCUCAUGUUGCUCCUACUUCUGAUUCAAUAAGCGAAGGGCCAGUGUUAUCUAUUCGAUAUUCUUUAGAUUCAAAAUUGUUGGCAAUUCAAAGAUCAAAUCAUGAAAUUCAGUUUUGGAAUAGAGAAACAGGGGAGACUUUUAGUCAGAGAUGCAGAUCAGAGACUGAGAGUAUACUUGGAUUUUUUUGGACAGACUGUCCAAAGUGUGAUAUUGUAUUUGUAAAGACCAGUGGGAUGGACUUGUUCUCCUAUGAUUCUGAAACAAAAUCACUCCAUUUGGUGGAGACAAAGAAAAUGAAUGUGAGCUGGUAUGUCUACACACAUGAAAGCCGCUUGAUUCUUCUUGCUUCAGGAAUGCAGUGCAAGAGUUUCACAGGAUUUCAGCUCUCUUCUGCAGGAAUUAUUCGCUUGCCAAAGUUUGAGAUGGCAAUGGCCAAAUCAGAAGCAAACAAUAAGCCUGUCCUAGCUGCUGAAGAUGUCCAUAUCAUCACUGUCUAUGGGAGGAUAUACUGCUUGCAAGUUGAUAGGGUCGCUAUGCUCCUCCACUCAUAUAGGUUUUACCGUGAUGCUGUUGUACAACAGGGUUCUUUGCCAAUUUAUUCAAACAAGAUUGCCAUCAGUGUGGUUGAUAAUGUACUACUUGUUCAUCAAGUGGAUGCAAAGGUUGUUAUACUAUAUGACAUAUUUGCUGAUUCUCGAGCACCCAUAUCUGCUCCACUUCCUCUCCUGUUGAGGGGUUUCCCAAGAGCCAGUAGUUCAUCCUCUAGAACUGGUAACAAAGAUACUGACGGUUCAGAGGCAAAUGAUAUAAGUGAUCAUGAAACAAUCAUAUAUGGAGACAACUGGAUCUUUCUUGUUCCCGACCUUAUAUGUGAUGUUGCUAAGAGAUUGUUGUGGAAGAUCCAUUUGGAUUUAGAGGCUAUUUCUGCUAGUAGCUCUGAAGUGCCAUCAGUACUAGAAUUUUUGCAGCGACGGAAGUUGGAAGCUAAUAAGGCCAAACAAUUGUGCUUGGCAAUUGUACGCACUGUUAUUCUAGAACGCAGACCUGUGUCCAUGGUUACUAGGGCAAUAGAUGUCUUGGUUACUUCUUACUCGAAUUCAAUUAAAACCGGCAGCUAUUUUAAGGGAAUUAAAGCUGAGAAACCUCCAACUUCUGAUGUAUCUAAUGUGAAUCCUUCUACAUCUGUUGUUGAUGAAUCGAUCAGAAGGGAAGAUGCACUUGGAAAAUCUAUCAAACAUGGAUCCGCCAGCAGGGUGGAAAAUGAAUCCAUCAAUAGAUCGCCAGCUUUUUCAGUUUCGGACUCUGAGGAGAAUGUUAGUUUUGAAAACUCAAAUCAUCUCCGUUCUUUGGGUGCUAAAGCAGACAGGGAGAACUUUAAGGUGGCUGAAAGUUCUCAAUCUGAAGUUCAGAAAUUAUCUUUACAAUCCCAACUUCUUGGACCUAGUAACAGCCCAUUGAAUGCUAACAAUUCUGAGAAUCUGGAGUCUCAGGUGACCUCAGCCGCAAUUUCUCCUGAUGAAAUGUACAGCUGUGUGUUUGCUUCUGUCGAGGAAGAGAUGGCAGGAGACCCUGCUUACUUUGUUACUAUUGUUAUUGAGUUCCUCCGGAGUGCUAAUGUAGAAAGAAUUAAAGUACAUCCAAAUAUCUAUGUGUUGACUGUACAACUACUGGCUCGGCAUGAACGAUAUGCAGAACUUGGGUUGUUCAUCAUCAACAAGAUUCUUGAACCCUCAAAAGAAGUAGCAUUGCAACUCUUAGAGUCAGGUCGUCAGAAUAUCCAGACAAGGAAGCUUGGUUUGGAUAUGCUAAGACAGUUAUCUUUACACCAUGACUAUGUUCUGUUACUAGUGCAAGAUGGAUAUUAUCUGGAAGCUCUACGUUAUGCCCGGAAGAAUAAGGUGACUACUGUCCGGCCUUCAUUGUUUCUUGAAGCAGCAUUUGCAUCCACAGAUCCACAACAUCUAGCUGCAGUUCUGAGAUUCUUUUCGGAUUUUAUUCCUGGCUUCAAAAACACUGCAGACCACAAUGCAUAUUGUCGAAUCCUCAGUGAAAUGAAUUCAUCCAUUACUGCUUAGUUUAACGCUUGGAAUUCCACAUCUUGAUUGUUGAAGUUCUAUCUGCAAGGAAUUCCAAGAACUUUUUCUUGAAGUUCUCAUGUGCUGUAAGGUUAUGAAAGACACCCUACUUAAUUUCCAAAAUAAGAAAUUUAAAACCAUUGAAUGUUAAAGGGAAUAAAUAGCGAAGCAGUCUUUUCUGGUCCCACAGGAAGAGGAGAAAGGAAAGCAGUGGUGCAGGGUAUUGGGUUUUUAGGGAUCCGGGGUUGGGUGUGAAUGGUAGAGGCUUUUUGUUGUUUUUGUUUUAUUUGUUGAGUUAUUUUUGUCAUCUGGUUAUUACUAACUCAUCAUGUAAUAUAGCAUUUUCUAUAUUUACACCUUUUUUUCUGCUGGUCUGGACAA
Messenger RNA from Vitis riparia (riverbank grape), 3375 nucleotides. Its product is annotated as regulator of MON1-CCZ1 complex. NCBI's taxonomy places the organism in Eukaryota, Viridiplantae, Streptophyta, Magnoliopsida, Vitales, Vitaceae. The transcript has 17 exons. Bases 721 to 2994 code for a protein of 757 amino acids. Gene Ontology annotation, biological process: regulation of autophagy. The record is from RefSeq and is a predicted model, not a curated record. Gene Ontology annotation, cellular component: Mon1-Ccz1 complex; lysosomal membrane; late endosome membrane.